Molecule: messenger RNA, 1087 nt
Organism: Sesamum indicum (sesame)
Lineage: Eukaryota; Viridiplantae; Streptophyta; Magnoliopsida; Lamiales; Pedaliaceae
Product: cytokinin riboside 5'-monophosphate phosphoribohydrolase LOG1
Biological process (GO): cytokinin biosynthetic process
Cellular component (GO): nucleus; cytosol
Molecular function (GO): hydrolase activity, hydrolyzing N-glycosyl compounds
Source: RefSeq, a predicted model, not a curated record
CAUUCCUUUCUUCACAUUUUCCCCUCUCUCUCUCUCUCUCUCUCUAUUUCAAUUCCCAAACACCAUUUUCCCAAUCUUUUCACACACAAAAUCAGGCAACUAAAAAAGACAAGAAUUUAAUUUUCUUUCUCUAAGAAAAGGAGAAAAAGGACUAGAGAAAUCAAUGGAAAACAGCCCGCAGCAGCCGUCCACAAAAGCAUCAAGAUUCAAGAGGAUAUGCGUGUUCUGUGGCAGCAGCCCCGGGAAGAAUCCCAGUUAUCAGCUUGCUGCCAUUCAGCUCGGAAAGCAACUGGUUGAGAGGAACAUAGACUUGGUUUAUGGAGGUGGAAGCAUUGGAUUGAUGGGUCUGGUCUCUCAGGCUGUGUAUAAUGGUGGCCGCCACGUGUUAGGGGUGAUUCCCAGAACUCUAAUGCCCAGAGAGAUCACUGGAGAGCCUGUUGGAGAAGUGAGAGCAGUUUCUGGCAUGCACCAAAGGAAGGCAGAGAUGGCCAGGCAGGCUGAUGCAUUUAUAGCAUUGCCUGGUGGGUACGGUACAUUGGAGGAACUGUUAGAGGUCAUCACUUGGGCUCAACUUGGAAUCCACGACAAACCGGUGGGUUUACUGAAUGUAGAUGGGUACUACAACUCAUUGCUGUCGUUCAUCGACAAGGCUGUGGAUGAGGGUUUCAUUACGCCUUCUGCCCGUCACAUUAUUGUAUCUGCCCAAACUGCCCAUGAACUUAUGUCCAAGCUUGAGGAAUAUGUUCCGGAACACAAUGGGGUGGCACCAAAAUUGAGUUGGGAGAUGGAGCAACAACUUGGGUACACCACAAGAUCAGAUAUUGCUCGUUGCUAGUCUACAUUAAACUUUCAAGUAUUUAAUUAGGCCAAGUAAAUACAGACAGGAAUUUUAUGACACAAGCCGGGCAAUGGUACCGUACAUAGAAAGCUAAUUAAUGUUGUCUAGGCAGUAGGCCCCAAGAGAUGAUAUAUAUAGCUAAUAUUGAUUCAGCUCUGGAUUUUAGUUACAUAAAUUUAUGCCUAAUCUUCCCUUCAUUUUAUGUCUAUUUUUAGUCCUAAUUCAAUCUAUUUUAUUUAUUUUGGAACA